AUGGGUUCUCAACAUCUUCGUCAACAAUUUUUAUUAGAAAAAAGUUCAUCAAACGAUAACAAAAAUAAUUGUGAUGAAGACAAAAAGAAGAACAAACAUAGCCGUUCAAGUCAAAAAAAAAUAUUAAAAUUAUAUUUAGAACAAGUAGAAAAUAUCAACAGUUCUUUAUGUAAAAAAGACAAUAAUGAAUUUCUAUGUUCAAAACAAGUACACGUCAAUAAAUUAUAUGAAUGUAUUAUAUUGAAAUUGAAGUUGAUUAAAGACAAUAAACAUGCGACUAUUGAACAAAAACAACUAGACGAUAUUGAAACUAAUAUAAAACAAUUAAGAAAUGAUAUUCAAACAUUUAAGAAAUUAUCAAAUGAAACAAAUUUAAAACUAUUAUCGAUUUCAUUGUGCCAGUUUGAUGAUGAUUGUAGACAAACCAAUUCUUCCGAUCGUUGUCCUUAUGAUUUCAAAGAAUGUGAAAACAGUGAAUCAAUCUUUGUAUUUGGGUCAAAAUGCGAUGAGGAAUUUUGUCGUUUAGUUGGAGCGGGAUGCGAAGAAAUGAUUGAAUAUAAUGGAAUUGAUGGUUAUCCUAAAAAAGCAUGUUAUAAACAAAAACGCGGUGGUUUCUAUCAGUUUAUGGUAGGACCAUCACCAUAUUAUUGCGAAUGUUAUUAUGGUCAAGCGAUACUGAGAUUGUGUUAUGGAUCAAUGGUGUUUGUGCCAGAUUCAAAUCCAAUUAAUGCUACUUGUAUUAAUCCAUGGCUUUUAAACUGA
Didymodactylos carnosus is the source of this 762-nucleotide messenger RNA. The record is from the annotation of a GenBank genome assembly. NCBI's taxonomy places the organism in Eukaryota, Metazoa, Rotifera, Eurotatoria, Philodinida, Philodinidae.